Messenger RNA from Aspergillus ibericus CBS 121593, 1298 nucleotides. RefSeq lists its product as uncharacterized. The transcript has a single exon. Bases 129 to 890 code for a protein of 253 amino acids. NCBI's taxonomy places the organism in Eukaryota, Fungi, Ascomycota, Eurotiomycetes, Eurotiales, Aspergillaceae. The record is from RefSeq and is a predicted model, not a curated record.
AUGCUCAUCGCCAGUGGCUGAGCCACCAUGACGACAUGCACGUCGCCGAAUGAUGAAGAAGCAGAAGAGGGAGUUCCUCAGGAACGCCUGGAGGGUUACUAGCCUGUGCUGACUGCAGGAAUGGUGAGAUGGCACAAGCUCCGCACGGGACCAGGAAGUAUCCGUAUCUUUCUUCCGCUCUCAGGGGGGGGGGAUCCUCUCAUUUCCCACUCCUCCUGCUGCUCCCUCACUACGGAGAACUAAGAGCUACUACUACGGAGCAGAGUGGAAGCCUCCUAACUAACCAGACUAACUACUUACUGGCUUUUCCCUUUUUUUCCCUUCCUUCCUCCUCGUCCGCCCCCCUCUUUUUUCCCUUUUCUUCUUUUUCCCCCCUCGGUCCAGCAGCAGCAGCAGCAGCAACAGUAGCAGUAGUCGCUCGCUUUUCUUUUUCCCCUUCCUGCUCUCCCUUUCUCCCUCCCUGCUCGCUCGUCAGACCGUCGACUCUGUGCUUCGUUCCACCAUCCUUCCAUUCAUUCCUUACCCCCAUUGUUACUCUCACCCCCCGGUCGCUGUUCCCACUACAUUCCCUCUCUCUCUCUCUCUCUCCCUCUCCCUCCUCACCUUAUUAUCUCUUCCUCUCCCUCCUCCUCCUCCUCCUCCUCCCCUCCUCCUUUUUUCGCGCCCGCCCGCCAUUCCCGCCCGGCCAUUGCUGUGAUCCCCUUGCAUCCUGCCGGCUCGACGCGCGAAAGAACCUUAAGCUGAGCCUCCCGACCGAUCCUGCUGAAUCCACCACUCCAUCCAACACAUCACAUCGCCUCCUCUCCACCCACCCCCCAACUUCUUCCACCACCUACGCUGCCGCCGCCGCCCGACCCAUCGUCGCGUCGCCCUCCACCUUCAUCGAUUAACUUCCCGACUUCGCACGUUUCGCCCCGUUCCGACCGUCGCCAAGAUGCCUGCCUACGAGCUCCGAUCGGGAGGUGAUGUCAAGAACAAGAAGCAGAGUGUGGCCGAUCUCAAGUACCGCCGCCUGACCGAGUUGAACGCCCGUUUGAAGGAGGACCUCGACCGGCCUCGUGUCAAGGUGUCCGAGGCCGCCCUGUCGUAAGUUCCGGCUGGGCGCCCUCCCACGCCCGCCUCUCCAGCCACCGCGUGUUACUCACCCCCCCUCGUUUUCCCAGGUUGAUCAACUACUGCAACAACACGCGCGAUUUCAUGGUACCAUCCGUAUGGGGUCAGGUAUGCGACAAUUUCCCCCCAUGUGGCGCCCAUCCAUUAUCCUCGACGAGGUCACUAACGGUCCCAGGUCGACAAGC